Molecule: messenger RNA, 525 nt
Organism: Prunus armeniaca (apricot)
Lineage: Eukaryota; Viridiplantae; Streptophyta; Magnoliopsida; Rosales; Rosaceae
Source: the annotation of a GenBank genome assembly
AUGGCUGGUUCUUGGGGAUUGGCCUACUUUUUAGAAGCGUUGUUUAUACUUGCGUCAGAUUGUGCUGUUAAAGAAGUGAACUUGAUUCUGAUUCAUGUUUUCCUCCUAGAAAUAGGUGAGAAUAGGCGACUUCAACCGAUCAUACAUAAGAUGUUCACAUCUAAAGAAGUGAUCACUAUAGAAAUAGAGGAGCCGGUUAGUUUAAACUUUUCCCUAAGGUAUUUGAACUCAUCCACCAAGGCAACCCAAGUAACAAACCAGCUGGUGAGAAUCAGCGAAGGCUUUGGAUCUGUCUAUAGAAGAGGAAAACGAAGCUCAAACAGAUACCACACACCGAGUGGAGAAGAAGCCAACAAAGCUGAGCCUGUAGCGGAUAGCAAGCCUGAAUUGGAGAGCAGGAGCCAGAAGAGGAGAAUAAGGAGGGUGAAACUCAAUGCCACAGCAGCCACAACUGCGGAACAGAAAAACAAGCCUCAAGUGGAGACAAGCGCUGAAAUUGAAGUGAUUGAUCCACUGAAAGAAUGA